AGCCUUCGUCAAGCCGCCCUGCUCUUCGACAUCCCCUUUACUACACUGUUUGACCGCUUCAAUGGCUAUACUACAACCUACCAGGCCGCUACCCAACGGUUUCAACGCCUUACGCCUAAAGAGGAGGAAUCUCUUGUCAAGGCCAUCUACUAG
Thermothielavioides terrestris NRRL 8126 is the source of this 153-nucleotide messenger RNA. RefSeq lists its product as uncharacterized. Gene Ontology annotation, molecular function: DNA binding. The transcript has a single exon. NCBI's taxonomy places the organism in Eukaryota, Fungi, Ascomycota, Sordariomycetes, Sordariales, Chaetomiaceae. The record is from RefSeq and is a predicted model, not a curated record. The annotation marks the transcript as partial.